CUUAAUAAACAGAUGUGUUUUGAUUAGAUGCUGCGAAAAAAAUCUUUAAUUUCUAAUUGUCUACAGCAAUAAAAAUAAAAUGGAUCUCAGAUCGGUUUCCAGCGCUCGCCCAUCACGUGCAGUAAAUGACUCAUUGGCUGAAGGCUCGGUACAAAUGGUAUUUAAGAAAGUGAGUCCCGACGAUCACCUGUGUGAGACUGUGGCGCCUCCUACGACAUAUGGUGGUUAACAUGUUGACAACAAUGAUUUUAGCCUUCAUACUUCUUUCUCUGGCCUCUUGUCUUGAAGCCGUGAACAAUGGAAGUGUCCCCAAAGCACAAGUCAUGCUACAGUUACAAGGCAUGGACUACUCGCUGUUCGGCUACAACAGUCUCAAGGGAUGCCCUCUGACCUCAGGACGUGACCCGGGCUUUACUCUCCCCAUCUUUUCGGGUGAGUUUAACGUGACCCCAGACUUUCGCUAUAGCGUGCCACGUGGCGUGCUUCUGUCCCACGAUGUGUCAUGUGACACGUCGUUUACGUCGAAGGUGGUGGAGACGCCGUACGACCUGACCACGCUGCUGACUGGCACCGCGCGACUCGGUGCUGAUAAGUGGGGGCCUCCCUUCUCGGCCAGCCAACACUUUCACAAACUGUCCGCGCAACUCACACAACACGUCUUGGUCGUUUCCACAGCUGUCUGCAGUUUGUACGACCUGACACUUCUGCUCUCGGAACCGCCAUCUUUUCAUCCGUCGUUUGUGGACUGGAUGAUUAAACUCAACAACACUGACAACGACGACAAGUACCUUGAGUUCCUUGACACCUACGGCACACACUUCGUGUCACGGGCCCGCUUGGGGGCUUCCAGAACGGUCAUCUACAAGAUGGACGAUAAAGUUUAUCGUCUUCUAACAGAGGAUCAGGUGACGUCAGCUGCCAGUUAUUCUGCUCCUGAGCUUUUUGGAUACCAUGAGGACUUGACCUCUGAUCAGCAAAAAGCAACAGCAGAGUUUCGAAAUCAUGAGACAACAACGUUUGCUGUCGGUGUUCCUCUUCCUGAUGGCGGUAACAGCGCGACGUGGUUGACAGCAGCGAAAGAUAACCCCUCUGUCAUCGACUAUGACUUGACCUCUGUGGAGGUUCUCUUUUCAGACACCUUCAUGUGUGCCGCAAGUCCUACAGGGGGUUAUGGCAUUGACCACGACAGGAUCAAGAAGAACAUCAUGGCUGUCAAGACCAAAUACUGUCGGAGUUUAAAGAGGAAAGACCUGUUAGUUGACUGUAGAGAUACCGGUAGGACACUGCUUUCUACAAAGUUGAUUGGUAACACGAAAUAUGGAGCUGCCGAGUCCGCUGACCAGUGUCUUCAGGAAUGUUAUCAACUUGCAGGCUGCGUGGCUGUGAGUUUUUGUCCUUUGUGUACGAGGGACAACAGCGGCAGCAAGUGUCAAGUGUUUAGUGCUGGCGACAUCCACAGGGCAGUCACCGACCGUCAGUGGCAGACGAUCAUGUUAGUUGACAAACUGGAGACAUUUGUAAAGCUGCACAACACCAUGGUUGUUGUCAACUCUAGUUCUCUGUCUGACGUCCCUCCUGUCAACUCUAGUUCUCUGUCUGAAGUCCCUCCUGUCAACUCUAGUUCUCUGUCUGAAGUCCCUCCUGUCACCUCCGUACAGGACUGCUACCCAUUUUGUAUUCAAGAUACCCAGUGUGUGGCCUUCACCUUGACUGACACUUCAGGUUCAUUAAUUAAAUGCACGCGCCACACAGACUCACUUCUGUCCUUGACACAGGGAACAGGUGUCAGCGUGUACUUCGUCUCCCCGCUGGUCAAAAGAAUUAUCACAAGUGGACAGACGAGAGGCCUUGCUCCCUCCUCCAUGCUGAACGACUGGUACAAUUCCGCCUGUGUCAUCGACGACGAGUGUCGUCAGGUAAACUCCAUGUGCUUUGUAAACAGGUGCCGCUGUCGACCUGGGUUCUUCUUCUCAACACGUGACUACACGUGCUCUGAUACAUGCAGACCACGUGACCUACAAGACACCUUUAUGGAGUAUUCUGAAAGCGGAAUAAAAGGACAUAUUCUCGCCAUUCAAGAUGGAACAAACCUGAAAACAUGCAAGAACCUGUGUGUCAGUACUGAUCAUUGCGUAACCUUUGACUUUAGAGACACAGGAGGGCGCUGUGUGCUUCAUGAUGUUACGUCACGUGAGGCUGUGUCAGGAUGGUUUCCUCUGACCAGUACAGGGUGGACUCACUACCAGAGAACUUGCCUGAAGUCAGCCGCCUCCUACCCGGGUCCAGCCUGGGACAACUCGUCUUGUACCCAAGACACGGACUGUCCUGACCCAUUCAGCCUCUGUUCGUCGGGCAGGUGUCUGUGUGCACUGGGCGCCAUUUCUUCUGAACAGGAAGUCACGUGUCGUGCUGCAGAGUCGUGCGGCGAAUGGCAGAAAGCAGGAGCCAAGUCUGGUGCGCACUUCAUUCGACUGAAAGACAAGAAGGAGACGAGUAGAGUGUGGUGUGACAUGGACUCCAGUGGCGGAGGUUGGCUGGUGUUCCAGAGACGUCGUGACGGGUCAGUGGACUUCUACAGGAACUGGACUCAGUAUGAAGACGGCUUUGGUGACGUCACCGGGGAGUUCUGGCUGGGUUUAUCCAGGCUUCACACCUUGACCAAAGGGAGACCCACCCGACUGCGUGUAGACCUCGGCGAGGUGAAUGGACAUCGUCACUACGCUGAGUACACGACAUUCAGGGUGGACGGUCCUGAGACAAACUACACACUGACCGUGUCCGGCUACUCGGGUGACGCGGGGGACAGCUUAGCGUAUCACAACAACCAGAGUUUUUCAACGUAUGACAGAGACAACGACAAGAAGUCUGACAACUGUGCCGCUCUCCGUCACGGCGCCUGGUGGUACGACACGUGUUACGACUCUAACCUCAACGGCCGAUACAAGGCUGACGGGGCUAAGGGUCCUGACGGGGUCACCUGGCAUCACGCCCACAAUGACUUGACGAGCUUCACCUUCAGCGAGAUGAAAGUACAACCAGUGUAACACCGCCUUGUCUCCUGUACUCUCACUGCUUAUACCCUCAGUCUACUGUACACCACACGUGACACUCGUGAUGUCACCUCAGUGCAGAUGACUGGUCUCGCAACUUUAUGAUGUUGCUAAAUUUAUUUUCAUCUGACUUUGCUUGGAUAAAUCAAGACGAUUUAAAAGUAAACAAGUGUUAUUUUUAAAUCAUGAAAUCAACAUAUUUAUUGUACGUAAAGAUAACUGAUAGUUUUAUCUUCAAAAUGAUACAAAAGCACAGAGACUGAUUGUAUCAAAUACUGUUGUUUAUUUGUUUAACUGAUGACAACAACACAAGACUUUAAUUGCAUCAUAGAAAAUUUUGCACAUGUUCUACUGUGUCCUCGUUUUCCCUGUAUUUAACUGAAAGUUAAAACUUAGGCAGAGCUGUAAGAUCAGUAGACUUUUCAAAUAAACAAAUAUAAUUGUCAAGAGAAAAUUGAUAUUGCCAUAAAGGGAAUUAAAACUGUAAGUAAUA
Messenger RNA from Pomacea canaliculata, 3543 nucleotides. RefSeq lists its product as uncharacterized. The record is from RefSeq and is a predicted model, not a curated record. NCBI's taxonomy places the organism in Eukaryota, Metazoa, Mollusca, Gastropoda, Architaenioglossa, Ampullariidae. The coding region runs from base 219 to 3044 and encodes 941 amino acids. The transcript has 9 exons.